Molecule: messenger RNA, 1142 nt
Organism: Toxorhynchites rutilus septentrionalis
Lineage: Eukaryota; Metazoa; Arthropoda; Insecta; Diptera; Culicidae
Product: methionine aminopeptidase 1D, mitochondrial
Exons: 4
Coding region: 119-1075 (318 amino acids)
Biological process (GO): proteolysis
Molecular function (GO): metalloaminopeptidase activity
Source: RefSeq, a predicted model, not a curated record
UUCAUAUAAACACAAUCAGCUGUUCUUAUUUUGUAAUAUCAAUCUGAGAAUGCGGUUAUCUAUCGUCCUGAGAUAAAUAGGCGUUUUCCAGAUCUGCAUUGAAUGCUGGCAUCAUAAAAUGAAAAUAGCGAGAGCUUGCCACGACGCGUGGCGAUUAAGUGGGCGUCGAAGCUUUUUCAGUAGAUUUUUCGGUCCGAAAACAUAUGACUUAGGAACUUGCAACCUCGUCGAACCGGGAACAGUAUCGCCGGAGCGGUCAGUUCCUGGACAUAUUACCAAACCGGAUUACUAUUUCGUACGGAAUUCACCCAGCUCUGGCGAGGGUAGCCCGGAAAUCAAAACUGAUGUGCAAAUUUUGGGAAUGCGUGAAAGCUGCCGAUUGGCAGCGAAUAUCCUGAAGAAAGCCUGUGCUUUUACAAAAGUAGGAGUCUCAACAGACGAAAUAGAUGCGUUCGUUCACAAUGAAGUGAUUGAGGCAAACGCUUAUCCUUCUCCGCUGCGUUAUCUGGGGUUCCCAAAAUCGAUAUGCACUUCGGUUAAUAAUGUCGCCUGCCAUGGCAUCCCGGAUGAUCGCCAACUAAUGGAUGGGGAUAUCAUCAACAUAGAUAUAACAGUGUUCUACAAUGGAUAUCACGGCGAUUGCUCGAGAACGGUACUUGUUGGGAACGUCGAUGAUAGGGGACGAUAUCUGGUCAAAUCCACUGAGGAGACACUGAACGAAUCAAUUUUAUGCUGCGGGCCUGGUCAACCUUUUUGUUUUAUCGGGAAGUCAAUCGCGAAGUUUACUAGGAAGAAAAAAUUGAACGUGAUGCCCGGAUUUUUGGGACACGGAAUUGGUAGCUAUUUUCAUGGUCCGCCCGAUGUAUAUCAUUUCGAUAACGAUUUUCCUGGAGUGAUGCGGCCAGGGAUGACGUUCACAAUAGAGCCAAUUCUUACGUUGGGUGAUGUAGAAGCUGUACUUCUGGAAGAUGAUUGGACGGCUGUGUCGGUGGACAAUGCCCGAAGUGCCCAAUUCGAGCAUACGAUACUCAUAACAGAUGAUGGUUGUGAUGUGCUUACAAUACCCGAUCCCUAAACCUUGGAUGGACAAAUGUCGAAAGAAGAAACGUAGAAAUAUAUAAAGUUGAUUCGGUAAUAAAAUA